AAAUUUCUCUUUCCUUCAAUCAACCCACAAGACACGCUUGGUAGCAUGGUUCAACAAGAGGCAGCUUGAGAAAGAACGUCAACCGCGCCGUCCUCAUCGUAGAGCCUACAAAACAAUGGAGUGCAGAUUCUGCCAGAAGACCUUCUCCAAAGGAGAACAUUUGCGGAGACACGAACGUAGUCACACCGGGUGCAGGCCAUACCGAUGCAAAGAAUGCCAGCGAACAUUCUCGAGACAGGACUCACUGGCACGUCAUGAAAAGCUACAUUCGCGAAAAGAUACACACAAUUACCCUUCUCCACCUUCCCCGCCCUCCAGUCUCGUAUCUCAAUCAAGCCUCGCGACUUCGCUUUCUCCAUUCGGAGGCACCAUCCUCAGUAGCCUAUCUCCAGCGACAAACGGGAAUGAAAUAGACAUCCACACUUCGCAUAGCGAACAAAAUACACCUAUUGAGAAUAUGUUUAAUAUUCCACAAUCGGCAGACCUAGAUUUCGAUUUGAUAUGGCCUGACUCCGAGGAUCUAUUUGAGACGCUGAUGGCCUCGGAAAAUACAAAUCAGUGGCAAAUGCCCUUCGCCACAUUACCGAUAACAUCCCAUACGUUUCAAAUGAACAAUUCUGGUAUGGAAACAGGAAAUGCUUUCGGAGACAAAGUGAAAAGUCCUUCCAUUGGAACUAUUCCGACUGGAGAGAGUCGCAGAGCUGUGCACAACGUCAGCGAGAUGGUCUCAUCGCUGUCAUCAUCUGUCACAGCAGCAGUCGAAGCUACUUCUCUCACUUCCGUCUUUUUGGAUGAGUGUUUACACAUGUUUUUUGGUCGAUUUAUGCCCACAUUCCCAGUUCUCCAUCGAGGAACGUUCGUUUUUAGAGAAUGUACACAGCCAUUGUUGCUCAAUGCGAUGGCGAUUGGUUCACUAUAUCUGGGCCCAAAGAAUUCGAUUGCAAAGGGCGAGGCAUUAUGGAGACUUGCCCACGUAGCUGUGACCACUUCCUGGGAAACUUUGAUAACACAUCGUGGCCCUUAUGACUCGUGCCAGGGAGUCCAAUUGGUAGUCACAGCACUUUUGGCGCAAGUGUAUGGAGCUCUUUCAAAAAAUCGCCAUAUUCGCACAGCAAGCCAGGCUUUCCAUGCUCUCGGAUUUUUCUGGGCUCGACAAUGUGCCUUGUCCGAUAGCGAGCCCUUCUCCUUCUCCGAUCUACCCUCUAUAGAUGCGUCCGAUGACGAAAAGAACAUAGGUUGGAGACGUUGGGCCGCUAAGGAAAUCCAACAGCGUUCCUUGCUUGGGCACUAUUUGGUGGACGGCCUCAUCUCACGGAUGUCUGGAGAGCUGCCCUCAGUCCGCCACGCAGCGAACCAACUUGGGCUCCCUAGCACGGAGGUAGCAUUUGAGGCUCGCAGUGCUGAUGACUGGCUCACACAGAUGCAAUGUCAAGAAUGUCCUCCACCACCGUACACGUUCCGCAAAAUUAUCAGCUCAUUCUUCUCACCACAACCCCAAAUCGACAUGCUACCACAACUUUCGGCUUUUUCACUCCGAGUAAUUCUAGAGGGAUUGGGGUCGCUGGUUUCGGAUUGUGAUAACGACGCUGGUGCCUUGAUAGGUGUUCCCACGAAAUUCGAGCUUCGUCGAGCGCUCGCACAAAUCCACGUCUUGAUCUCAGACAGCACAAGCAUGUCUGAACCCGAGAGGCUCGAGAUAUUUCUCCGGUGGCAUACCCUUUGCCUCGAUGCAUGCAAAGAUUCAUCCCUGCUGUGCAGAUCCGUGUGCUCACGCUACGGCGUCACGCAGCAUGUCUGUCCUGGCCGAGAGUCCAAGAAGACGGAGUUUGAUCUCAUGAGCUGGGCAAACACCGAGGAUGCUAGAAGGGCAUUGCUUCAUGCCACUGCUAUUCAGCAAAUUGUAGAAGGGUUGCCCAGGGGGAGAGCACAUGUGAUCCAUAUCCCGAACUCGUUGUUUGCUUCUGCGGCUGUAUAUUGUACCUUCUCUCUCGCGGGGCUCACGACUGUGAAUCUGCCUUCGAGUGUGGACUGGCAGUCUGUUCUUUCUGCGGGAUAUGAAUCCGUACCAGUAAUUGGAACUUCGGAUGGCGAUGCGUCGGAGACGAGACGGUAUAUAAGGGGAGAGUUGGCGAGUUUGGUGGGCAGCGUGGGUGUUGCGGAGAACUUGCUGUAUGAGCUGAACUCGAUGCAGAAGCUCUUUCGGUGCCUUUCGAGUCAGUGGGGAAUUGCUUAUGAUAUGGAGGAUGUCAUUGACCAGUGGAUGUCUCUCUGUCAUUGAAAAUAGAUGAUAAUACUCCUCGUGCCUUCCCGAAGAUUCUCGCAGUUUGCAAAUUUGUCUAGAGAAGCUUGGUAGAUUCUGAAUCAGUGUGUAACUAUUCUUGUAAAUUUUAAC
Molecule: messenger RNA, 2392 nt
Organism: Hyaloscypha bicolor E
Lineage: Eukaryota; Fungi; Ascomycota; Leotiomycetes; Helotiales; Hyaloscyphaceae
Exons: 7
Coding region: 116-2278 (720 amino acids)
Biological process (GO): DNA-templated transcription; regulation of transcription by RNA polymerase II
Cellular component (GO): chromatin
Molecular function (GO): zinc ion binding; RNA polymerase II cis-regulatory region sequence-specific DNA binding; DNA-binding transcription factor activity, RNA polymerase II-specific
Source: RefSeq, a predicted model, not a curated record